GGCGACCUGGCAUUGUACUUGAGUUUCCCGUAAAAAUUCUUGUCUUGGUGGAUGCUGAAACCAUCACUGGCGAACUCUACUAGAAGAAAAACAAACAUCAUUUUUAACGUCUAAUAUACUUGCAUACUGAGUUAGUUAAACCGGUUAGCUGAUAUUAAUAUGGCAGCGGACAGAAGAAAUCUGAGUAAGGCCCAACAGAGGUCCAGCCCCCUACGAAGAGAUGGAUUUGGAUAUGGGGAAGAACGAGACUUGAGACGUGACCGUUCGCCAAUUAGAGGAAGUCCUCGGAGGGACUCCAGGGAUCUUCGGGAAACUAGAGAUUCUAGAGAUGGCAGAAAUCCCAGAGAUGCCCGGGACCAAAGGGAUGCAAGGGAACCCAGAGAUGCAAGAGAUCUCAGAGAUGCUAGAGAUGCUAGAGACCUGAGAGAUGCCAGAGACCGCGAUAUAAGGGAUCCAGCUGGUCGUGAGCCAGCUAGGGACCACCUGGCUGAUAGAUUCAGGGAUGUCAGAGAGCCUAGAGAUUUGCGGGAUGUUCGUGAUGCCAGGGAUCCACUUGCUGUCAGAGGUAGAGAUGACCCAGCUUUCGACAGACUGUAUCGAAUGGACGACUUCAUGAAGAAGAAAGAUGAGCCACUUGAUAGAUUCAGAGAGGCGUGGGAUAGCAGAGCUCCACGAGAUAUGGAAGAGCGCUUAAAACGUGAAGAGAGGCGCCGAGAGGAACUGUGCCGUCAAUAUUUUGAGGAACUUCAGAGGCGAUAUGAUAAUGAGAGGCCUGUGGAUUGCUCUGUCAUUGUUGUAAACAAACAGACAAAAGAUUAUGCAGAAUCUGUUGGUCGUAAGGUGCGAGAUCUGGGCAUGGUGGUAGACCUCAUUUUCUUGAACACCGAGGUGUCUCUGACUCAGGCUCUUGAGGAUGUUGGGAGAGGCGGCACCCCAUUUGCAAUAGUGAUAACUCAGCAGCACCAAGUCCACCGUUCUUGCACAGUCAACAUCUUAUUUGGUACACCUCAAGUCCCAAAAGGCUCUCAGAUGUCUCAUUCUUUUGUAGAGCAUCGCAACAUGCCGCUGGCUGAUGCCAUGGUCCUUGUUGCAAGAACCUUUGAUCGCUAUAAGUCGGAAACCCGUGAUAAAGAACGUGAAGAUAUUGCAAGACAGGCAGCAAAGAUGGCAGAUGAAGCAAUUUUGCAGGAACGUGAGCGCGCUCAACCAAUUGAUGAUCCUCUUCGUGGACCACAUCCUUCAAGUGUUUCUCAUCCACCAAGCAUUUCACCCUUGCUUCAUCUGCUGGCUGAAGAUCGAUAUGUCACUUUGGAUGAACUUAACAGAGUAAUGGAUUUCUUGGGAGAGAGAAAAGCGAGGAUGUUAAGAGGACCUGAUCCAAUGCUGAGGGGGCCUGACCCAAUGCAAGCUUCCAUGUCCAGGCAGGGUUUGUCUUCCCAGUCUCUUGGUGGACUUGACAGCCAGUCAUCUUUGCAGAGUUCACAGGUACUUCAGAGUGCUCAGCCGUUGUCAUCUGCACCAGUUAAUCCAAGCCAGUCCAGCUCUCAGCAGGAACUGCAAGCAAAAAUUCUCAGUCUUUUCAAUAGUGGGGUGGGUUCAGUAGGUGGUGCUUCAAGUGGUACUGGACCCAGUGGAGGAGGGGGUGCACAGAGUCAGAGUUACAGCUCUGGGAGUAGCCAGACUCAGAGCCGUGUGGGACAAAGUUCUGCAUCCCUAAGCCAAGGUCAACAGCGAAUGCAGACACCAAGCAACCAGAUGCCAUCUCUUAUGGCUUCUAGCUCUAGACCUUCAGGGAUGAGACAGUCUACUCCUCAGAUACCAAGUCUGUAUUCUCAGCAGCAGAACAGGAUGCAGACUCCGGGUUCUGGCAGUUUGAGUCAGCGAGCUUCUGGGUCUUCGGGAAUCAACUUUGAUAAUCCCAGCGUGCAGAAAGCCUUGGACACACUUAUUCAGAGUGGUCCUGCUCUUUCUCAUCUGGUGAGCCAGGCCAAUCCCCAAGUGGCACGCCAAGGGCAGUCUCUUGGCCAGAGUGCUUUGGGUUCCUACCAGCGUCACUACUAGGCUAACCAUUUUACUGUGUCCAAGGAAAUAAUUUUCAUGACAGUUCUGUAAUGUUAAAUGUUAAUGCACUGUUACUAUGGUCGACUGGGCGCAUUUUAAUCUUUUUUUUUUUUUUUUUUUUUUUUUUGGAGCAGGCUUCAGUGAAGCACUGCUUAACCAUUUGGAGCUCUGAAGUAGAUGCAUGCUUUGAAGUCUUUAUUUCCUUCUGUCCCUGUUGUACAUUUACAUUGCUAUACAUAGUCAAGGCAGUUACCUUUUGUUAAAACCCCAGUGGCCUCUGCUGGCUCUUAAGAAAAAUAUGUAUGUAUGUAUUUGUGCCACUGCCUUGGGGGGGGGGGGGGGGUGUUUCGGUUAAUUUUAUUUUUGAACAGGCUUUCAAAGUAUGCCUUUCUGGUUUAGACUAACAUUUUCAAAUUGGAAUGGAAUAAUUGAGGUGGCUCUGGUACCAGUAACAGUUGUACAUGUCUUGAAACAUCUUAAUUUGCUCCCCUUUAUGCAGCUGUACAGUGUAGUCAUAUUUCUAAAACCAAGAUUUUUGUGAAGUAGAGCCAGUGGAAUAGUAACUGGUAGCUUGUAUUGUAUUUUAUACGUCUGAUUUUAACUUUUAAUUUUUAUUUUUUAUUUUAUUUUUUGCAUUCAGUGUUGCCAGUUUUGUAAUGCAUUGACCGGUUGCUACAACUGUAGGUGUUUAAACAAUUGUUUAGAAUUGAAAUUUGCUUUUGUUCCAAUUGUCAAAAGCUCUGUACAGUCUUUAAAAGAUCAUAGAUACUGUUCAGUUACAGCAAAUACUGUAAAAUGAAUGGAUUGGUUCUAAUACACAACUGUUGGAACUUGUUAAAUAAACACAUUCCUGAAGAA
Messenger RNA from Protopterus annectens (West African lungfish), 2919 nucleotides. RefSeq names its product nuclear receptor coactivator 5 (gene NCOA5). The transcript is spliced from 8 exons. Bases 160 to 2061 code for a protein of 633 amino acids. Gene Ontology annotation, biological process: regulation of signal transduction. NCBI's taxonomy places the organism in Eukaryota, Metazoa, Chordata, Ceratodontiformes, Protopteridae. The record is from RefSeq and is a predicted model, not a curated record. Gene Ontology annotation, cellular component: nucleoplasm.